Molecule: messenger RNA, 1825 nt
Organism: Prorocentrum cordatum
Lineage: Eukaryota; Dinophyceae; Prorocentrales; Prorocentraceae
Source: the annotation of a GenBank genome assembly
GAGGUCAGCCCCUACAUGGUCGUGGCUGCGGGCACCCACGCGCUCGUGGGCACGCGGGACGGGGACGCCCUCGACGUACCAUGCCUGGAGGACGGCAGGGACGCAUACUACGCUGCCGCAGCUGGUCUGCCGAGCUCCGACAGCGCGGCAGCCGACGACCUCCCCCCGGCGUUGCUGGCCAUAGGAUUACGCCACGACGGCCUCCAGGCUCUGCGGGCCGCGCUGGCCGCUGCCGACCGAGCGGUGGACAUCCUCGCUAUCGCUUGCCGGCGGACUGCCUCGCCGGGCGUAGCAACGGGCACGGACUUGUGUCUUCUGGCGCAUGCCGAGUGGGGAGCCCGGAACCUCGCGAUGGCAGCCCAUUUGACAGCGGUCGGACAGCCGCUGACAGAUCGCGGCCGCGCCGUGCAGUGCUUCGCCCUCCAGGUGCCCUUGCGCCCCGAGCCAGCCCGCCCUCCUGUGGAGACGAUCGUGACUUGGGCCGGAGCGGCCGAGCUGGCCAGCGAAUGCCUGCACAUCCUACUCCACGAAGGCCUGGACCCGCACGUGCACGCGGCCCUCCUUCGCUUCCAGGCUGCGACCAGGGCGCGUGGCCUGAGUAUGGAGUGGGCCACCGAAUCCCUCAGACCCGGAAGCGAUCCACACCAGGCGGGGUCCCACGUGGCGCCACUCCUUUACCACGCAAUCCGUGUCACGUCAGCGCCAGCGGCCCCAGACAUCGCAACUUUGGGAAGUGCUCUCGCAGCCAUCCAGCACCAGGGCUUCACCUUGACUUGGUGGCGGGAUCGAGAUACGCACCAUGCCGUGCACAUCCCGAUGGCCCGCGGCAGCAUCCCAGCAGCGGUGGCCGCAGCGGAGGAGCCCGCUCUCCAGAUGGGUGGCCGCGUCGCAGCGCGGAUCGAUGGGCUGUUACUGCUGGACCUCCUCCCAGCAGUCACGGAGGGCGUGGUCCGUGCGGCACAGCUUGACCAGUGGAUUUCCCCGGCCGCGCCGGCCAGCCGCAUCCUCUGGGCUGGUGACGCCCACAGGCCGCGGGGGUUCCUCUCCACUACGGGGCCGACGGCAGGCCAUGAUCUUCUCUGGCUGGUGGUCACCAGAAACCAGGUCUCCGACGGGGACGUCGCGCGCCGCCUGCAGGACCUACUGGCGCACCCCGUCCACGUCUCGACAGUCAACGCCCUGGACCCAUCCACCGACAGGUUCGACAACAUGAGCCUUGUUCGGGUCGCGGCGCCUGCGGCCGACCGCAUGCGCAUCCAGGCGCCGCGGCUGGAGGGCGCUCCACCUUUCUCGCAGGUGGCACAGAGGACGCCCCUCGAACCCUCGGGAGCCGCUCUUGGUCCGGCGGUGCCCCGGCUGCUGGAGUUCCGGACGGGCCCAUGGCCGUCGGGCGGCCAGGCAGAUGCGGACAGUUGGGCAGACGUCUGGACGCGCAUGCUCUUCCUCGGGACCGUGGUGCACGCGCGCCUCUGGGUGCCAGCGGAGCCCACCCGCCCGGCCUCCCGCCCCCCGCCGCUGCCGCUAGGAUGCCAGGACCACUUUUCGCAGACUCUCCACUCCUCUUUGGGGGCGGGGGCCGCCUUCCGGCAGGAGGGCGGGGUCUCGGGCCUCAAUGGCUGGAGCGACCACCUGCUUCCCGGCGAGCUCCUCCUCGUUCGCGUCGCCGCGGGGAGCCGCCUGCGCCUCCGCGCACCAGGGGAGGAGCUGUCGUGGACGCCUACGUUGCCAGCGUGGAUCGCGGUGGUGCACCCCGCCGAGGCUGACGGCCGGGCCGCGGCUCACCAACUCGAUGGAUUCCUGCACGUGGACGUGGAGCUGGCCGAUG